This is a messenger RNA of Boleophthalmus pectinirostris (great blue-spotted mudskipper), 2374 nucleotides long. RefSeq names its product RAB23, member RAS oncogene family (gene rab23). Gene Ontology annotation, molecular function: GTPase activity; GTP binding. Bases 603 to 1304 code for a protein of 233 amino acids. The record is from RefSeq and is a predicted model, not a curated record. The transcript has 7 exons. Lineage: Eukaryota; Metazoa; Chordata; Actinopteri; Gobiiformes; Gobiidae.
UUUUGUUAUUCUUAUUUGCUCAUUAAUCAUAUUAUUCUAACAUUUUCUGGUAAAACAUACAAGCUUUUGUCUAUCGGUAACAUUUUCUAUCUGUUCUCAUGUUUCUUGUCGUUUCUCUGCUCUGUGCCGUGUGGAUUCAGCCGCUGCCUAGCAACAACAUUCAUUAGCGCGCUAGCCGCAGUUGUCAGGUUAGCAAUGCUGAACCCAUCCCGAAGAUCCUGGAAGGAAGCUGCAACUGCGAUCAGAAGCGGUUUAUCGUCUCCUUUGAACAAAAACCUUUAGUUGUAGAAGUAGAAGUAGUGGAUCUAAAAUAAUUACUUGACAAACUACUUGUGCGUAAUAUUGCAGUGUCGGGGCACUGCGGGCUUACCUAAAGUGGCUAGCACUAGCUUGGUAACAUUAGCACCGGGAGACAGACACAUUUCUCAGAGGGACAGAUCAGAAUAGCGGGUGAAGAUAUGGGCGUGUAAUUAACACGCUUUAUAUUAGCGAUUUUCUAAGUUCAUCUUAUGAAGACAGCAAGGACUGGGUGUAUUAUAAAGGAAUCCUCUAGGUUUUAUCAGGUAGAGUGGAACUAAAGAAACAAACUAUACGCUGCCGUCAUGUUGGAAGAGGACAUGGAAGUGGCCAUUAAGGUGGUGGUAGUUGGCAAUGGGGCUGUUGGCAAGUCCAGUAUGAUCCAGCGUUACUGUAAGGGCAUCUUCACUAAGGACUACAAGAAAACUAUUGGAGUGGAUUUUCUUGAACGGCAGAUAGUUGUUAACAAUGAAGAUGUGCGGCUGAUGUUGUGGGAUACAGCUGGACAAGAAGAGUUUGAUGCCAUUACAAAGGCCUACUACCGGUGUGCCCAAGCGUGUGUGCUAGUCUUCUCUACCACAGACCGGGAGUCAUUUCUGGCCAUUGAGAGUUGGAAGGAGAAGGUGGAGGCAGAAGUGGGAGAUAUCCCUACUGUUUUAGUGCAGAACAAGAUAGAUCUGCUUGAAGAGACUGUUGUUAAAAAUGAGGAAGCAGAGGGGCUAGCUAAAAGACUUAAACUGCGAUUUUACAGAGCGUCAGUAAAGGAAGAUAUGAAUGUAAACGAAGUUUUUAAAUACUUAGCAGAAAAAUAUCUACAACGACUCAAACAACAAACUGCAGAAGAGACAGAGGUGGUUCACUCAACGAGCAAUAAAAUAGGUGUAUUUAAUACCACUAGUAAUGCUUGCAAUCAAAGCCCUAAUGGCAGAGAAAUUAUCACUUUGCGACCUAACAAACAAAGGACCAAGAAGAGUAAAAAUCCCUUUGGAAGCUGCAGUGUCUUCUAAUUAUAGAGUAUGUGUAUUUUAGUAAAGAAUAAACUGUUUAUUGUAUUCAUCAAAGGUAGCCAAUUUUGAGACCAAAGCUCUCCAAAACUGAGAAACCAUAAUAUAAAUAUUUUAUUACAUUACUUUUUUUGUAAGUUGGUUGGAACUACAUCAGAUUUGCAGUUUGAGUGGAUUUGUUGGUUCUUCUACCUGUGGCUGCCUUGCAUCAUUAUAACUUCACAUGGUCUGCAUUUCACCUAUCUCAACAGUGCAAUAUGUCCGAAUUUGUUGUUGAAAGUUGACUAAUCUAAUUUACUGCUUAGCAAACAGAAAAAAGCUAUGCUAAUCUAAAAUCUACAUUAAGAGCAAAUAAGUAUUUUACUACUAACUGCAGUGUUUGUAGAGAUUUUUCUUAAGUGUUAAAUAGUGCCAAAUGUAUAACUUCUGAACACUAAACCCAGAGUCCUUUUUAUACACAACAAAAACUGAAUGUACAGUAUCUGAUAUUCAGUGCACUUCUCUGACAUAAUACAUCUCAAGUUUGCCUCAAAUACAUCAAGACUAUGGGAAAUGUUUAAUUUUUAAAGGUUAUGGUACAAGAUGACUCAAGACAUUUGAAUUAUGAGUUAACUAUUGUUACACUACAUUAAAUAAAUCUUCAGAUGACACUGAAUGAAAAGCACAAAAUAAAAGAAUGUUUCACUGGUACCAUUUUUAAGUGUUUAUGCAUGUGAGUGUUAAUUUAAAAUAGAUGUUUAAUGGUCCCGACAUUAAGUUCACUGUAGGUUACAGAUAAAAGUAUAAAACCUCCUUUUUGUCAGAUUAAAACUCAUGGUAGGUUUUUAAAAUGUGUUUUUCUUUACCAGGUGAAAUAGUGGUGUCACAUUUUAGGUUAACUGAGUUACUGCAUGCAAGUGUUUUUUUUUCGCUUUGUAGGGAAUGAUGAACAGUAGUCUCAAAGCCACAAUGCCUUGUCAAGUGUUUACAUUCCCUCUAGUGCUCUGUAUUUUAUUAUUUUUUCCUUUUAUGAAAGAUACUGUAUCUUAUAUUUACUUUACUGCAUUUAUAUAAAAUGUGCAUUUUGUCUUUGA